CAAAUGAUGAUCAAAGUCAACUGACAAACUGUCACGGAAUCUGCCAGACCUCACUCUGGCCUUGCCGCUUCUCUCCAGCUCCUGAACUUUUCUUCCUUUCGUCAUGCUCUGAGCCCAUUCCUUGAAAACUAAAAGGUCCCUGACUCCUGGUCUGCAGCCAUCCUGGGCCUGCUGAGCUCUGAUUCAAGUGCCUGCCUCUGCCCCUUGGUGGGCUGAAGCUUCAUGGAGGUAUCCUCCAACCCCUCCUCCAACAUCGAUCCAGACAACUAUGUUGAAAUGAAUGAUUCAAUCACCCACCUACCCUCUAAAGUGGUGAUACAAGAUAUUACUAUGGAGCUACACUGCCCACUGUGCAAUGAUUGGUUCCGAGACCCACUGAUGCUAAGCUGUGGCCACAACUUCUGUCAAGCCUGUAUCCAAGACUUUUGGAGGCUGCAAGCAAAGGAAACAUUCUGUCCUGAGUGUAAGAUGCUAUGUCAGUAUAGCAACUGUACAUUCAACCUUGUACUGGACAAGUUGGUAGAGAAGAUUAAGAAGUUACCCUUACUCAAGGGCCAUCCACAGUGCCCAGAGCAUGGAGAGAACCUGAAACUGUUCAGUAAACCAGAUGGGAAACUGAUCUGCUUUCAAUGCAAGGAUGCUCGGUUGUCUGUGGGGCAGUCUAAGGAGUUCCUGCAAAUCUCUGAUGCUGUCCGUUUCUUCAUGGAGGAGCUUGCCAUCCAACAGGGUCAACUGGAGACAACUCUGAAGGAGCUUCAGUCCCUGAGGAACAUGCAGAAGGAAGCUAUUGCUGCUCACAAGGAAAACAAGCUACAUCUGCAGCAACAUGUGUCCAUGGAGUUUCUAAAGCUGCAUCAGUUCCUGCACAGCAAAGAAAAGGACAUUUUAACUGAACUCCGGGAAGAGGGGAAAGCCUUGAAUGAGGAGAUGGAGCUGAAUCUGAGCCAGCUUCAGGAGAAAUGUCUCUUAGCCAAGGAUAUGUUGGUGAGCAUUCAGGCAAAGAUGGAACAAGAGAACUCCUUCGACUUUCUCAAAGACAUCACAACUCUCUUAGAUAGCUUGGAGCAAGGAAUGAGGAUGUUGGCAACCAGAGAGCUUAUUUCCAGAAAGCUGAACCUGGGCCAGUACAAAGGUCCUAUCCAGUACAUGGUAUGGAGGGAAAUGCAGGACACUCUCUGCCCAGGCCUAUCUCCACUAACUCUGGACCCUAAAACAGCUCACCCAAAUCUGGUGCUCUCCAAAAGCCAAACGAGCGUCUGGCAUGGUGACAUUAAGAAGGUAAUGCCUGAUGAUCCAGAGAGGUUUGACUCAAGUGUGGCUGUGCUGGGCUCAAGAGGCUUCACCUCUGGAAAGUGGUACUGGGAAGUAGAAGUAGCAAAGAAGACAAAAUGGACAGUUGGAGUUGUCAGAGAAUCCAUCAUUCGGAAGGGCAGCUGUCCUCUAACUCCUGAGCAAGGAUUCUGGCUUUUAAGACUAAGGAACCAAACUGAUCUAAAGGCUCUGGAUUUGCCUUCUUGCAGUCUGGCACUGACUAACAACCUCGACAAGGUGGGCAUAUACCUGGAUUAUGAAGGAGGGCAGGUGUCCUUCUACAAUGCUAAAACCAUGACUCACAUUUACACCUUCAGUAAUACUUUCAUGGAGAAACUUUAUCCCUACUUCUGCCCCUGCCUUAAUGAUGGUGGAGAGAAUAAAGAACCAUUGCACAUCUUACAUCCACAGUAAUGAGCCAUACUAUUAUACAAAUUCAGAGUGUGAUUAAAGAGGUAUUGAAAUAUUU
This is a messenger RNA of Pongo pygmaeus (Bornean orangutan), 1780 nucleotides long. RefSeq names its product tripartite motif containing 69 (gene TRIM69). NCBI's taxonomy places the organism in Eukaryota, Metazoa, Chordata, Mammalia, Primates, Hominidae. The transcript has 7 exons. The coding region runs from base 223 to 1725 and encodes 500 amino acids. The record is from RefSeq and is a predicted model, not a curated record. Gene Ontology annotation, molecular function: protein binding.